Messenger RNA from Torulaspora delbrueckii, 1194 nucleotides. RefSeq names its product Golgi transport complex subunit COG1 (gene COG1). The transcript has a single exon. Bases 1 to 1194 code for a protein of 397 amino acids. NCBI's taxonomy places the organism in Eukaryota, Fungi, Ascomycota, Saccharomycetes, Saccharomycetales, Saccharomycetaceae. The record is from RefSeq and is a predicted model, not a curated record.
AUGGUUGGUGAAGAAGAGGACUACUCUGCUGCUUUACAGCUGUUUCGAGAACGCAGUAUUGCGCAAGUUAGGGACUAUGAUUUGGAAUUGUCCUCGAGGGUGACCAGAAGCUACGAAAGAUUCACUAGGGAGUUGCAAACACAUUAUAAAGAUAUAUUGAAGGUAACAGAUGAAGUAGAUCGAUUAUAUGUGGAUUUGAAGGAAGGCGAUGCAAUGUUUAUGGACCUUUGCUUCAAAGAUGACCUUUACAAAUUAAAUAAACUAGCGGAUUAUCAAGGUGAAACCAAUAGGAGCUCCAGUUUACCCAUUGAGACGCAUUUAGUGAGUGGGGGACAAUCCCAGACCCUGCUUGUAAUUUCUUCGUGGGUGCUUGCAAUCUCAGAUCUCAUUUCAAGGUUCGCGACUUCGACGUCAGCUUUGAAGCUAUUUGACAGUGUUAUGAGCGAGUUUGACGAGUUGAAAGUGGCAUUAGAGGAUGACAUGGCGUAUGAAACUAUUAUCAAGUCUAAGUGCGAGGCGUUCUUGCAGUUUGUCUGCUCGUCAGACAUUAAUUUGACCAUCUCGCAGUGGAUACGCAUUUAUAAUUUGGCUCUAAAUGACGGGAGGCAGGUCUUCCCAUGGAAAGUCGAAAGUAUUGAGCAGUUAGAAAAAGUUCUGUUUGAAGCGGUCUUCAGGGAGAAUCUCGAUACGCUGUUGGGCAGCGACGAUGAAUUGAUCGCAGAUUUCGUCGCCACAAGGAAGUUCAAAGAAGCUUUGAAUAAGAAGCUACUAAAAGAUAGCCAGACAUUAUUUGAGCGGUUAGAUAAGUUGAUAGAAUCGGAUACCCCAGAUUCCCCGAUUCUAGCGUUCCCCGAGACUUGCUUAACUACAAUCAACAUCCCAGAAAUAGUACAGGAGUCUCAAUACUACUCAAUGGGGCUUGUCACAAGACAAAAAGUUCAAUGGUAUAAGAUUAUCACACCCUUAACGGGAAUCAUAGAGAAGUUGCAGCAUCAUGGUGGCACAUCACAGGCAAAAGAACUACGAGAGAGUCUUGUUAAAAAGCUACAGCAGCAGAAACCAAUUAAAACAUCUCAGGACGACAAAUCAGCAUCUAUGAGCGACGUUGUUUCCAGAAUGAUAGACCAGUACAACGAUGCCAAAUUUACUACAAUGGUAGAAUCCAAGAUCCGAUCGCUCACGGAGAUUAUGUAG